Dermochelys coriacea (leatherback sea turtle) is the source of this 1172-nucleotide messenger RNA. RefSeq lists its product as uncharacterized. The transcript is spliced from 4 exons. NCBI's taxonomy places the organism in Eukaryota, Metazoa, Chordata, Testudines, Dermochelyidae. The record is from RefSeq and is a predicted model, not a curated record. The coding region runs from base 1 to 891 and encodes 296 amino acids.
AUGGCCUCAGUCAACCCCAGCACGGAGCGGGCAGGCUGUUGCCUUGCAGAUCACCCCGGAGACGUCUCCCUCGAGCCUGUUUAUUUGCACAGCACCAAACUGCCGGCGGGGCUAAGCCCAGCCCAGCCUCCCCCCCCGGAGGGGGCGAGUAACAUCCCAGCCCCGCUGGAGAGGGCCACAGCGAGACCGCGCCGGGAACCGGCUGGGCUCACGCAGACACCAAUCGGCCACCUGAACCGGCCCCUCCAUCCCGCCCACCGUCAGCUCGCUCCGGCCCGCCACGCAGAGCGGGGGCGAAGGACUCGCCCGCCCGCACCCAGGCCGGACUCACCCCCGAGUCGCUGCGGCCAGGCUCGCUGUCGCCAGAAGAGCGGAGCGGAGGUGGCAGGGUCCGGCCCCCUGGCGCACACGGGGCGGCGGCGGCAGCAACACCCCUUCUCGCCUGCCUUGUUUGUGUGUCGGGGCAGGCGUCACGUCACCCUGUCUCCCCUAGGCCGAGAACCCGCAGCCGCCCGGAGACUGAGAGCCGGGGCCUCCCCAGCAGUAGCAGCCGCCCCGGGGGGGGAGGGAGGGGGCUUGGCCAGUGUAACAGCAGAAUCUGCCCUGCCUCAGAACGUGCCCCGUUCCCUUCUGCACAUGCUCGCCCGCCGAACGGGGCCCCAGCGGGCAUGCGCACAGCGUCCGCACAUGCCCACUGGCGACGUGAAGCUGCUGCCCUCACCCUUUGCCUCUCUAGGGCUCCUGUCUCUGGCCGAGGUAACGCCCGCAGCGAGGCGGGGAGGAGCAGGCAGGAGGGAUGGAGCAGCGAGCACCCAGCAGCUCACAGGAGCCCGGCCGGAUGGAACUGCAGAAUUUUUGCUGAGACAAAUUACAACUGAUACCACCUACUGAGCUGAGCCAAUGAAGCAGUAGCAAUAUACAGUACAUUCCUUGGUGGGAGAUGUGGGUUCAUGUUUAUAUCAUAACUGAAGUAAGGAGGAAACAGGAUCGGACUUUAACAACAGCAGCAACUCCAGCCCAUCUCAAUUGCUUCUUCUCGUUUCCCCAAAAAGAUAGUUAUUACCAUCUAAGAUGGUCAAACACAGGGGAUUUUUCCUUCUAAAGACUGUCUCCAGCUAAGUGGAAAAGGAACAGGGGAUGUUGUUAAAAUUAAAGCCUUACUUAAUACUUUA